CUGUGGACCCUGUGGACCUAACCAAACUUAGUCUCAUUGGCGGGGUAGUAGUGAUUAAUUAGUCUUUAAUUUGUGGUAAAUAGUCUUUAGGGCAGUGAAAAUGAUAACCCCACGUUUUCACCUGUCUCAAGAUGAAAAUUCUGUAACGAUUAGUAUUCGAGCCCCAUAUUGCAGCUUGAGUCAGCUGGAAAUCGAUGUAGAUGAAGAGGUAUUUCUUUUUUCAUCUAAGCCAUACUAUUUGAGAUUAACGUUGCCUGGAAAAAUUGUUGAAGAUGAAAGAUCAAAAAGCUCUUUCGAUACAGAUUCCGGCGAGUUUCUCUUUACAUAUCAUAAAGAACAACCUGGGGAAUAUUUUAAGGAUCUGGAACUUAUUACCAAACUUCUUACCGUGAAAGUUGACGCUCAUUGUGAAAAAGGAACAAUUCCCAUUGAAGUGAUAUCAGAGCAUGAUACUGAACCAGGAGAAAGUAUAGUGAGCAAUCCGGAGUUUGGGUACGGAUUUGCAUUAAGAAAUUCUAACGACUUUAUGAAAGUUAGCUCUGCAUUUGAUGAUAUUUUUGAAGUAAAUCCCUGUGAAGUAUCUUUAAAAGAGCGACGUAAGCUAAGAAUACAGUAUGAGCAAGGGAAAUUUAAUAUGGAUCACUAUAUGGCCGAUUUUAUUGACAAUGACCAAAUUUGCGAAGUAAUUUCACAAAAGUUCUCCCUUGGCGAAAAGCAAGACUCAAGUUUUAGUUUUACUGAAAUGGAACUGGAUUUUCUUAAAGAUCUUCCAAAUAAACAAUACAAUUUAAGCAUGGAACAAAUAGCCUACUGCCAAAAUGGUCUGAUUGACUUAUUGUUUGCAUAUUGCUAUGACCAGCGAAUCACAGAAUUUGAGGGCAAUAGUGAGUCUAGUUGGGAUAUUAAUAAGUUAGCUGCCACGUUGUGCUGGUUUGAGGGUUUUGCUAAACCCAAAGCUGCCAUAAUUUCUGCAUUUAGACGAUCUUUAAUAUACCCGCUUUACCGGCACUUUGAAUUAUCUCAAACUGUCUUUAACGAUCUCAAAACUUUAAUUAGUUCAAAUAUUAAAGAAAUUGUGCGAGUACUAAUCAAGAUUUACAACAUCUUCCUACAUGGAGACCGUUAUAUUAUCAAUCAAAUCUUUAUUAAAGACUAUAUCAUCUAUGUGAUGAAAUGGGACUCAGACUUGUGGAAUAAGACAGUGCAAGAAGUCACUACUUUAAAAGUUGCCAAAGUAGAUCUAGGAUUAAAUUUGAUGGAAAUAGAAGAUGGCUUCAUCCCACAUUGUGAAUUUGCAGCCUUAACAAUAAAUGAUGAUUCUGAUCACGAUGCCUCGGAUAGCGAUGAUUAUUCAUCAUCUGACGGUAGCACCGAUGAUUCUUCGAGUUCCGACGAUUCUAGCGAAUGUGAGUCUUGCUGUGGUGAGACAAUUGAUGGUAAACAUUUAAUACCGCAUUAAUUUUAAGACGAAACGUUUGUUGUUUGAUCUCAAUAAUACACUAAUUCAUAUGCAUAUAGCUUUAUUCUUUAUUUCAAAAAGGUCGUUUUGUUCAAUAACUUGAUCCAAAUGCUUUUGUUGGUUGCAGAAAGUUGAUCAGAAUUGAAAAUUAACUAAAGAAGCAAUUAAAUCCAUUUCAGAACAUGUUCACAUGAUUUACACGUUUUUCAAGAUGUAUCCCUACAUUUCUCUAUGCUAGAUGAUUUUUUAUUUUGCUCACUUCAAUACUAAAACUGUUAUAUCUUUUGUUGAUUAAAAACGUGAAAACCUUCCACUUUCGGAAUAACCAAAUUUGGAAUUUAUACACGUUAACGAACGCUAGAGAUAAUUAUCGAAAAUCUUAAAAUUCAAUGUUGAGGGAAUUAUAGAUGGAAAUCAUCAUUGAAAGUAGUUUUCAGUUCUGAUCAACUUCUCGAUUAUAUAACAAUUUUCGAUUUUGCCAUAAGAGAUAUUUUUUGUAAAGAAGUCCUUUUGCAAAUUAACAGUUAAAAACGUUUUCUAUUUGACUACAGGUUAAGAACACACUUUCUAUCUAGAGUCUUCUGCAUAUAGCGUUCACACUUUUUAAUUUAGUGUAUCUUUACUGUUGUAUAUAGAUGUACAGUGGUCCCAAAUCCAAGAUGGAGCAAACCGCAAAUGCGCGAAAUACACACGUGAGCAGUAAUAAUUGCCAGAACCUCACAAAGCAAUCCAUUAUUUCGUAAAAUAAUCAUGCUAUAUAGAAAUAAUAUAUACAUUCAUAAUUGAACAGUAACAUGCAGCUAAAAUCAGAGACUAUAGAUAGAUGAUAUUAUCAAUUAAUAAAUCACCAUUUUGUUGUUGAUCGGCAAAUCGUAAAUGUACUUUUACACGAAGACGCACUUUAAAUUUAUUUGGCUUGCUCCCUCUUGGAUUUAGAACGGCGGCAGGUUAAUUAUUAGUCUAAAUACUGGUGUUACCUUUUACAUAUAUUUUACGAAUACUAAAAAAUUUAUGGAUACAUGUUAUUACUUAAAUGUUAUUUCUUGUGCAUUUUAGGACAAGACGAAUUUGAUUCUCGCGCGCUUGGCCCAAAAAUAUAGCAAGCCACUAAAUUAUACUCGUUUUUUGUCAGUUAACUAUAUUUCUUGGCUAUCACAGUAUUAGAUAACUACUGAUGUAGAGAGCGUAUUAUCAAUAAUAAAACUUCUUCAUGAAAUA
Molecule: messenger RNA, 2677 nt
Organism: Dendroctonus ponderosae (mountain pine beetle)
Lineage: Eukaryota; Metazoa; Arthropoda; Insecta; Coleoptera; Curculionidae
Product: protein SHQ1 homolog
Exons: 1
Coding region: 101-1459 (452 amino acids)
Biological process (GO): box H/ACA snoRNP assembly
Cellular component (GO): nucleoplasm; cytoplasm
Source: RefSeq, a predicted model, not a curated record